UCCUGAUGCAGUGUGCAAUCUUGGUGCAAUCAGCAAUGCAGUGACGCAUAUAUUUUGGUAUUAUAAUUAUCAAUAUAAUUUAUUUGAAUAAUUAAGAUUGAGUGAUAAGUAAAAGUACAGUGCAAAGGACAUUUGAAGAUUCUUAGUUUUGGUGCUACUGCUUUGCCUAGGUGUUGAAAAUGUCAGCCAAGAUAAGCAAGAACAGUGCUGAGGAGGUGAUUCAGGGUUUCAACAAGCUCCGCAUUGAGCAGCGACAACUAGCCCAGAAGGUGGCAGAACUGGAACAGGAGCUCAAUGAACACAGAAUGGUGAUUGAGACGCUGACCGGCGUCGACCCGUCGCGGAAGUGUUUCCGAAUGAUUGGCGGCGUGCUGGUGGAGCGGACUGUCAGAGAGGUGCUGCCGGCGCUCACCACCAACCGAGACCAGCUGACGCAGCUGAUCGACCAGCUAAAGGAGCAGGUGCUGAAGAAGGCACAGGACAUCGCCGCCUACCAGGAGAAGCACCAGAUCCAGAUCCGCGGGCCCGGCGGCCAGGGCCCGCCGCCGGCCGGCGACGAGCGCCCGGCGGCGGCGCGAGCGGCCGGCGCGGCCGGCGCCACCGGCGGAGGCGUCCUCGUCUCCCAGGGCCAGUCGUAGGCUCCGGAGUCCGGGGGACGGGGAGGGAGGGACGAGCGCCGCGCGCACACCGAUGAUAAUUGUGUCUACCGUGUCAUUCACCCGCUUGUUCUCAUUAAUUUGCCUAAUACAGUUACUAGCAAAUA
Molecule: messenger RNA, 763 nt
Organism: Amphibalanus amphitrite
Lineage: Eukaryota; Metazoa; Arthropoda; Thecostraca; Balanomorpha; Balanidae
Gene: Pfdn2
Product: prefoldin subunit 2-like
Exons: 4
Coding region: 180-638 (152 amino acids)
Biological process (GO): protein folding
Cellular component (GO): prefoldin complex; cytoplasm
Molecular function (GO): protein folding chaperone
Source: RefSeq, a predicted model, not a curated record